Ascoidea rubescens DSM 1968 is the source of this 630-nucleotide messenger RNA. RefSeq names its product Chz1p (gene CHZ1). The record is from RefSeq and is a predicted model, not a curated record. Bases 1 to 630 code for a protein of 209 amino acids. NCBI's taxonomy places the organism in Eukaryota, Fungi, Ascomycota, Saccharomycetes, Ascoideales, Ascoideaceae. The transcript has a single exon.
AUGUCAAAGGAAGAUAGUUCUGCUUUAACACCCUCCGAUAGCACAGAACCUCCAAAGCCAGCUGUUUUUUCCGCAAACGACGCUGCACUCGACACAAAAGACGAUGAGCCUAAACAAAUCACUCCCAACCCUAAGAAACGCUCAUUGCAACAAGUUGAUGAAAAUAAUCAAGUUGACAAUAAGACCAAUGACCAAACAGAAGAUAAAGAUGAUAAACCAAAAAAUAUAACGUCUGAAAACUCAACAAAUGAUAUUAUUGCUGAAGAAACUGGGGAAAAAGCCAAAAAAAGAAAAAGAGGACAUAAACAUAAACAUAGGCAUCGUAGAUCAAAGUAUAGAAAUGAAACACAAGAUCAAAUCAAAGAAGACGAUGAUGACCAAGAUGAAAAUGGUUUAAAAGACGAGGAUUAUGAAAAAUUAGUUAUUGAAGAUGAUCUUAACACCGUUGAGGAUGAUUUAAGUGAAAUUGAUCCUUCAAAUAUUAUUACUGGUGCAAGAACAAGAGGUAAAGUAAUUGAUUUUACUAAAACUGCUGAAAAAUUGGGUGGUUUAAAAAAAUUUGCUGAUGCUAACGAUGAAAAUGAUAACGAUUAUGAUGAUCCGGAUGAUGAAGACUUUAAAGAGAAUUAA